AUGGAAGAGUUCAAGAUACCCAUGAUAAGUACCAAUUUCUUGGAUGAUCUCAAAGCGAUUGUGAAAAAUGAAUCUAAUGCCUCAUUAUUGGCUGGAGGUAUAGCUGGUGCUGUUUCAAGAACAGUAGUAUCACCAUUUGAGAGAGCAAAGAUUUUACUUCAGUUACAAGGACCAGGAGCACAACAUGCAUAUAAUGGGAUGUUCCCAACUAUUCUAAAAAUGUAUCGAGAUGAAGGUUGGAGAGGAUGGUUUAGAGGAAACCUGUUGAAUUGUAUUAGAAUAUUUCCAUAUAGUGCUAUCCAGUUUGCUGUGUUUGAGAAGUGUAAAGAAAAAUUGAUUGAACUCAAUCCAAGAGACUCUAAACAGUUGAAUGGAUAUGAAAGAUUAUUUGCCGGUUCAAUGGGAGGAAUUGCUUCAGUGGCAGCCACAUAUCCUCUUGAUUUAGUGCGAGCAAGAAUAACUGUCCAAACUGCUUCUUUGAGCAAAUUAAAUCGAGGAAAAUUGGUUGAAGCCCCAACUGUUGUUCAAACUUUAAGAGAUGUCUAUAGAAAUGAAGGAGGAAUCCUUGCACUUUUUAGAGGGAUCGUACCAACUACAAUGGGUGUUGCACCUUACGUAGCUAUAAAUUUUGCAUUAUAUGAGAAAUUAAGAGAAUAUAUGGAUACUUCUCCCAAAAAUUUCUCAAAUCCUGUUUGGAAACUUUCAGCAGGAGCAUUUAGUAGUUUUGUUGGAGGGGUAUUAAUUUAUCCAUUGGAUGUUUUGAGAAAGAGAUAUCAAGUUGCAAGUAUGGCCGGAGGUGAAUUAGGAUUCCAAUAUAGAUCAGUCAUGCAUGCAUUAGUUUCAAUCUUUAGAACUGAAGGGUUCUUUGGUGCAUAUAAAGGAUUGACUGCUAAUUUAUAUAAGAUCGUUCCUUCCAUGGCUGUAAGCUGGCUCUGCUAUGAUACCUUAAAGGACAUGAUUAAGAAGUGGUGA
This is a messenger RNA of Hemisphaericaspora subhashii, 972 nucleotides long. RefSeq lists its product as uncharacterized. NCBI's taxonomy places the organism in Eukaryota, Fungi, Ascomycota, Pichiomycetes, Serinales, Debaryomycetaceae. The record is from RefSeq and is a predicted model, not a curated record. Bases 1 to 972 code for a protein of 323 amino acids. The transcript has a single exon. Gene Ontology annotation, biological process: transmembrane transport.